This is a messenger RNA of Sorex araneus (European shrew), 1382 nucleotides long. RefSeq names its product receptor associated protein of the synapse (gene RAPSN). Lineage: Eukaryota; Metazoa; Chordata; Mammalia; Eulipotyphla; Soricidae. Bases 1 to 1239 code for a protein of 412 amino acids. Gene Ontology annotation, biological process: chemical synaptic transmission. Gene Ontology annotation, molecular function: acetylcholine receptor binding; protein-membrane adaptor activity. Gene Ontology annotation, cellular component: synapse. The transcript is spliced from 8 exons. The record is from RefSeq and is a predicted model, not a curated record.
AUGGGGCAGGACCAGACCAAGCAGCAGAUCGAGAAGGGGCUGCAGCUGUACCAGUCGAACCAGACGGAGAAGGCGCUGCAGGUGUGGGUGCGGGUGCUGGAGAAGAGCUCGGACCUCGUGGGGCGCUUCCGGGUGCUGGGCUGCCUGGUCACGGCGCACUCGGAGAUGGGCCGAUACAAGGAGAUGCUGAAGUUUGCCGUGGUGCAGAUCGACACGGCGAGGGCGCUGGAGGACGCCGACUUCCUCCUGGAGAGUUACUUGAACCUGGCGCGCAGCAACGAGAAGCUGUGUGAGUUCCACAAGACCAUCUCCUACUGCAAGACGUGCCUCGGCCUGCCGGGCACCAGGGCGGGCGCCCAGCUCGGCGGCCAGGUCAGCCUGAGCAUGGGCAACGCCUUCCUGGGCCUCAGCCUCUUCCAGAAGGCCCUGGAGAGCUUCGAGAAGGCCUUGCGCUAUGCACACAACAACGACGACGCCAUGCUCGAGUGCCGGGUCUGCUGCAGCCUGGGCAGCUUCUACGCCCAGGUCAAGGACUACGAGAAAGCCCUGUUCUUCCCCUGCAAGGCUGCUGAGCUGGUCAACGACUAUGGCAAAGGCUGGAGCCUCAAGUACCGCGCCAUGAGCCAGUACCACAUGGCCGUGGCCUACCGCCUGCUCGGCCACCUGGGCAGUGCCAUGGAGUGUUGUGAGGAGUCUAUGAAGAUCGCUCUGCAGCAUGGAGACCGGCCCCUGCAGGCCCUCUGCCUGCUCUGCUUCGCCGACAUCCACCGGAGCCGCGGGGACCUGGAGACAGCCUUUCCCAGGUACGACUCUGCCCUGAGCAUCCUGACCGAAAUCGGGAACCGCCUGGGCCAGGUGCAGGUGCUGCUGGGUGUGGCCAAAUGCUGGGUGGCCAGGAAGGCACUAGACAAGGCUCUGGAUACCAUCGAGAGAGCCCAGGAGCUGGCCGAAGAGGUGGGCAACAAGCUGAGCCAGCUCAAGCUGCACUGCCUGAGCGAGCACAUCUACCGGAGCCAGGGGCUGCAGCGGGAGCUGCGCGCCCAGGUCGUGCGCUUCCACGAGUGCGUGGAGGAGACAGAGCUGUACUGCGGGCUGUGCGGGGAGUCCAUCGGGGAGCGCAACAGCCGCCUGCAGGCCCUGCCCUGCUCCCACAUCUUCCACCUCCGGUGUCUACAGAACAACGGGACACGGAGUUGCCCCAACUGUCGCCGCUCGUCCAUGAAGCCCGGCUUCGUGUGAGGUCACCAGCGUCCGCCCUCUGCCCACCCCACCGCCCAGGCCCCCUGAUGCUCCCCGCGCUUGAUCCCGCCCGCCAUCACCCUCCCCUGCCUCUUUGUACUUGGCUGUUUAUAGAAAAAUAAACCAUCUGUCCCCGGUGCUGA